Molecule: messenger RNA, 3031 nt
Organism: Macrobrachium nipponense
Lineage: Eukaryota; Metazoa; Arthropoda; Malacostraca; Decapoda; Palaemonidae
Gene: tral
Product: protein LSM14 homolog car-1-like
Exons: 7
Coding region: 307-1827 (506 amino acids)
Biological process (GO): P-body assembly; cytoplasmic stress granule assembly
Cellular component (GO): P-body
Molecular function (GO): mRNA binding
Source: RefSeq, a predicted model, not a curated record
CUGUGGACUGUGGUGGAUGUUGAAGUGUAUAGAAGACUUUGCAAAGCGCGCGGCGGUGCAAUUCCUUCAUUUCCGUUGCUGGAGAAGCGAAUUAGAUCUUAAAUACGUGAAAUAUAUUUUGACUGAGUUAAAUUUUCGCGGUCAAAAUCGAAAAUAUCGUCAAAAUAUUCGGCUCCUCCGGUGCUUGACCCGUGACGUCACAGACCGGUAACCUUCGUCGGGACACAAUGACUGGAGAUCUGUUCAAAUCGUAGCAAAUAUCGUGAGACAUCGACGCUUGUUUGUGCUAUCCGAGUGACCGCCACCAUGAGUGGGCCGAUCCCGUUCCUGGGCAGUAAAAUUAGCCUCAUCUCGAAAUCGGAAAUCCGCUAUGAAGGGAUUUUAUACACGAUCGACGCUCAAGAGUCGAUUAUCGCUUUGGCCAAGGUCCGAUCGUUUGGUACGGAGGAUCGGCCAACAGAGAUGCCAGUCCCAGCUCGGGAUGAAGUCUAUGAAUACAUUAUCUUCAGAGGGACAGACAUAAAAAAGAUUGAAGUAUGUGAUACUCCAAAGCAGCCAACACUUCCAGGUGGCCUACACAAUGAUCCAGCAAUUGUUCAACACUCUGCUCCAACCGUUCCAUCGUCCUUCCAAGCAGCGCCCUUCUCCCGUCAGUCUCUUGGCCCCAUUGGAGGUGGGUUGGGUGGCAUUUCAUACGGUGCCUACGGACAGUCAAUGACCCAGCAGGGAUUACCUGGAACAGGUGGUUUCCAGAUGGCCUCUACAUCACAGCCCAGUGAGUUAAAUACUGUGGCUGGUGGUAGUGGGGUGGGUAACCUCGAUCAGCAGUCUAACACAGCCCCAGGGGGGCCAGUGCCUGCUCCAAUAGGUGCCCCACCCCAGUCAGGUACUACUGCACUCCAGUCUGGUACUCCUGCACGCCAUCAGGCAGAAAUUAUUGUUGGGUCACGUUCUUCUACCCCAACUGCCCGAAAGUCUCCUGUAUCUGAUGCGGGUGUCCAGGUUUCUCCGCCUCCAAGAGAUGACAAAAAGAAAUCGCCACAAGGGCAAAGACCAAUGCAGCAGGAAGGUGGUCAGAGAAGCAGCAACCAGGUAGGAUCCAACAGAAAGAAUAGCCAGCCCCACCAACAACAGUCGCAGCCAGUGCAGCAUAAUGCCAGCCAAAAUCAGUAUCACAACCAUUAUCCGUAUCAGCAUCAUCCCAUGCAGUACCAAGGCAGAGGUGGUGGAAUGGGUCGUGGUCGUGGGACAAGAAGACCAACAGGUGCUAGAGGAAGGGGUCAAGGUUUCAACCAAGCAAACAGACAGAGACAGUUCCAGGAUCAGCAGAUCUUCGAACAAGAAUAUGAUUUUGAACAGGCCAAUGAGGAGUUUGAAGAAUUGAGGAAUCAGUUGUCCAAGACCAAGAUAGUUGAGAAUGGGGAGAAGAAAGAUGAUUCUGGCCAUGAAACUGGCACUGGAGAUGAAUCCACUGAAGAUCAUUCAACUUUUUAUGACAAGAGCAAAUCUUUCUUUGACAGCAUCUCCUGUGAAGCUAUUGAACGAAGUAAAGGGAAAAGUCAACGUCCAGAUUGGAGGCUUGAAAGAAAGAUUAAUGUUGAGACAUUUGGUGUGAGCUCAGCAAGAAGAGGCUACUUUCCAAGAGGAAGAGGGGGCUAUUAUCGUGGUGGAUAUCGUAAUUAUAACUACAACCAAGGAUAUUACAGGGGGGGUGGUGGAGGCAGUGGCAGUACUGGUUACCGUGGAAGAGGAGGUGCAUCCAGAGGAGGUGUAAAUGGAGUGUCACAACGAGGAGGGGUAGUCAGGAAUUCGACCCCAACGAAGUAGUUGUAAAUAGAAAGCUGCACCAAAACUUAAUCUAAAUUAAUUUUUUUAUUUUUUUAGUUUUUAAGGAUUCAUUGAAAGAAAAGAUUAAUUUGCUUCUUUAAAAGGAUCUAAUCAAAGCUUCAAUGAUAAUAGCAAUUGGACAUUUCUUAAGGGAAUUUGGUAACUACUUAGUACAUUUAAUGCAGCAGUGUAACAGGUGCAGUAUUAUUGAUGAGGUCAAAAGUUCUAAACUGUUAGAAUUAUGCAAGUAAGCUCUUUCUGUUGUAAAGGAACCUCUAUAAUUUUUUUUUAUUUUCUUUGGAAGAGAAAUUACAAAUUGAGAUUUUAUUUAUGGAUGUUGUGCAACAAGAUGUGGAUAUGGUAUCUGGAGUCAGAUAUUGUACAGUUUGAUCAAAGAAUUUAAAUGGAAACUUGUCCUUGUUCAAUUUGGAAAGAAGUGACUGUAAUGGAGGGUUUAGGAUUGAUAAUGGAAACGGAAUAUGUUGGCAUAUAACAAGGGGUGUGGACCAGAUAGAGGUUGGAAAUGGGAAAGAGAUAUGUAUAUAUUGGAGGCAGUGAACAGGAAUGUUUCAAUUUUUUUUUUAAUAGAGCAAUGAGCACUUUCAAUUAUAUUAUUGAGGUACAAGAACCUUCAUCAGUCCAUCCAAGGGCUGUGGAGAGUAGAGGAAGCCCAUCAGAUUACAGUUCCUUUUAUUUUGUAUGGAAUAUGGUUUGUAAAACAUAAAAUGUACAAAUACUUGUAACCUGGUGUAUGGAAACUGAUAGUGCUUCAUGAAGCUCUGCAGCCUGCCACCAAGUUAAUGGAAUGUUGUAACAGUAUUUAUGUCAGGGGGUGGGAAGAUUAACAGUAUUUUAUUCAUGCUACACUUCGAUAAAAUGACUGCAGGCGUUUUAACAAUAAACCCCUUCUUUUGAUAUGGGCAGGCAGCGAUUGCUCCAGGAUGAGAUGAAAUUGAAUUAUUCGUUAUGUGGUUAAGAAUUGAGUGUAGCUCAUUUCAAGGCUUUAAAUUCAUUGUGGUUUGCAGUUUCUGUGAACAGUUACUGUCCCUGGUUUUCAUUGGUCAAGCAUCCGGCAGCAUUGGAUUAAUUACACAGGGAUAGAUAAUGGACAUCCCACCUAAGUCCAAAGGUUUUGUGGUUAUCACCUUCCACAGAAAAAGAAGUGCUUUGAACAUCUAUUUUUACAAUAAACAGGAAAGCACCA